UAUCUAACUGAAAACAUAAUCGGAUAAUCCAAAUACGAAGGAGCGAGGCUUAUUUAUUCAUUCACUAUCUUCAUCUUGUGCAAAGUUUCAGCAGUUCCCAAAAAAAACAGUAAUGGAUAUCUCCGUUUCUUUCUCCAAAACCCGUCCUCCUCCGUUCUCUCCCUCUCUCUGCCGCCAACUUUCCCUCCGUCCAAACACUCCGCAACUGCUGCGAUUCUCCCGAAACAACGGAACCUUUCGCCGGAAGCCUCCGCCGACGAUUUCUCGCCCAAACAAGCUCGCUGUCACAGCCAUUCAGAUUUCAAACCUAUCCGAGAAUGAAGACGAUUUUGUCCUCGAAGACGUUCCACACCUCACCGACUUUCUUCCCAAUUUGCCGUCAUAUCCAAACCCAUUGCAAAAGAGCCAAGGCUACUCAAUUGUCAAGAAAACUUUUGUGAGCCCCGAAGAUGUGGUUGCUGAAAAUGUUGUUAUUCAAAAGGGAAGUCCUAGAGGAGUUCAUUUUCGGCGUACAGGACCUCGAGAAAAGGUUUAUUUCAAGCCAGAAGAAGUACGUGCUUGCAUAGUGACUUGUGGAGGAUUAUGCCCAGGAAUUAAUACAGUGAUUAGGGAAAUUGUAUGUGGCUUGAACAACAUGUAUGAUGUUGAAGAUAUACUUGGGAUUGAGGGAGGAUAUAAAGGGUUUUAUUCAAAAAAUACCAUGAUGUUGACUCCUAAAGUGGUUAACCAUAUCCAUAAAUGUGGUGGAACCUUUCUUCGUACAUCUCGUGGAGGACAUGAUACCCACAAGAUAGUAGAUAACAUUGAGGACCGGGGAAUAAAUCAGGUAUACAUUAUUGGAGGUGAUGGUACUCACAAAGGAGCUGCGCUCAUUUAUGAGGAAGUUAAAAAGCGUGGUCUUCAAGUGUCUGUGGCUGGGAUUCCAAAGACAAUUGAUAAUGAUAUUGCUGUGAUAGACAAAUCUUUUGGAUUUGAUACUGCUGUGGAAGAAGCCCAGAGAGCCAUUAACGCUGCACAUGUGGAGGUUGAAAGUGUUGAAAAUGGAGUUGGAAUUGUCAAGCUGAUGGGCAGAUACAGUGGUUUCAUUGCAAUGUAUGCAACAUUGGCAAGUCGAGAUGUGGAUUGCUGCUUGAUUCCAGAGUCUCCCUUUUAUUUGGAAGGAAGAGGUGGGCUUUUUGAGUUUAUUGAACAGAGGUUAAAAGAAAAUGGGCAUUUAGUUAUUGUGGUAGCAGAAGGAGCAGGUCAGGAAUAUAUUGCUGCAGAAGUGCAUGCAGCAGAUAAAAAGGAUGCAUCAGGGAACAAGCUACUUCUUGAUAUUGGUCCAUGGUUAUCUGAUAAGAUCAAGGAUCAUUUCACAAUGUCUCGAAAGAUGGCAGUGAAUAUGAAAUAUAUAGAUCCAACAUACAUGAUUCGGGCUAUUCCAAGUAAUGCCUCGGACAACAUUUACUGCACUCUUCUUGCACAUGGUGCUGUUCAUGGAGCUAUGGCUGGAUAUACUGGCUUCACAGUCGGGCCUGUGAACAGUAAACAUGCUUAUAUCCCAAUUGCCCGUGUGACGGAGAAACAAAAUAAGGUCAAGCUGACUGAUAGGAUGUGGGCUAGACUUCUUGCAUCGACGAAUCAACCAAGUUUCGUUGCCUCUGAUCAAGAAAGAGUUGAGAAAGAGAUAAUGAAUAUAUAAAUAACAUGAAUAUUGCCUCUCUAUCUAGGUUUAAAUGUUUAAUGGGUAUUGAUUGAUUGCAGCGAAUUGAUUAGCCAGAUGAUGCAUUAACAUUUAGCAUAUGGGGGCUGAUAACCUAUUCAUUUUUUAUAUUUUAUUAAUUGGGCAGUUGAUGUGUUGAAUGAAAAUUAUAAUUUAAUAAAUUGAUGUACGGGCAUGAUAAUUCCACCACAGGAUACACCCACACUCAAUCUGUACACUUUAGGCGCGUAGAAUGUGUUUACACUUUACCAAAAAUGAUUGAAAACAGUUUUAAAGACCUUCAUAUUAGCA
Glycine soja is the source of this 1993-nucleotide messenger RNA. Its product is annotated as ATP-dependent 6-phosphofructokinase 4, chloroplastic-like. The transcript is spliced from 14 exons. Gene Ontology annotation, molecular function: ATP binding; 6-phosphofructokinase activity. Bases 113 to 1681 code for a protein of 522 amino acids. Gene Ontology annotation, cellular component: cytoplasm. The record is from RefSeq and is a predicted model, not a curated record. Gene Ontology annotation, biological process: glycolytic process; fructose 6-phosphate metabolic process. NCBI's taxonomy places the organism in Eukaryota, Viridiplantae, Streptophyta, Magnoliopsida, Fabales, Fabaceae.